UUCUCUGUCGUAGAGAUAUCUGUGUGCGGGCGGUCGUCAUUUUAAAGAUAAUUCGUAUGAAUUAUUAAAUGAAGGUGCUAUAAAGUGUUAAUUUUAUGAAAAAACUGUAGGUUAUAAAUUGUUAAAUAAUGAUCUUGCUGGAGAUCAAUAAUAGAAUUAUAGAAGAAACAUUAACAGUUAAAUAUAAAAAUGCACUGGCGCGUUUAAAGCCUGAGUCCAUAGAUGUGACCGUAGCAGAUUUUGAUGGAGUACUUUUUCAUAUAUCAAAUGUCAAUGGAGAUAAAACCAAAGUUAGGGUUAGUAUAUCGUUGAAGUUUUACAAGCAAUUAGAGGAGCAUGGAGCGGAUGAACUGCUCAAAAGAGUAUAUGGCCCCCUACUCACUGAAACAGAGACAGGUUACAAUGUAUCCGUCUUACUGGACAUGGAGAACAUUCCGGAUGACUGGGAGGUUAUCGUGAAGAAGGUUGGCCUGUUGAAGAGGAACUGCUUUGCGUCGGUGUUUGAGCGUUACUUCAGGCUGCAAGAGGAUGGCGACGUCAGUCACAAGCGAGCUGUUAUCAACUAUCGACAGGAUGAAACACUAUACGUAGAAGCACAAGAGGAUAGAGUGACGGUGGUGUUCUCGACGGUGUUCCGUCAUGAGGAUGAUAUGGUCAUCGGCAAAGUGUUCAUGCAGGAACUGAAGGAGGGCAGACGAGCUUCACAUACCGCGCCACAGGUUCUAUUUUCACACAAGGAGCCACCGUUAGAACUUGUGGACACAGAUGCAAAAGUAGGAGAUAAUAUCAGCUAUGUCACAUUUGUGUUGUUCCCGCGGCACACGUGCGAGGCAGCGCGCGACAACACCAUAGACUUGUUGCACAUGUUCCGGGACUAUCUGCAUUAUCACAUCAAGUGCUCUAAGGUGUACGUGCACUCGCGCAUGCGCGCCAAGGCGGGCGAGCUGCUGAAGGUGCUGAACCGUGCGCGCCCGCAGCCCGCCAACCGGCCCAACGAGCGGAAAACUAUCUCUGGCAAAACGUUUGUGAGGCGAGAUUGAUUGCGUGCCGUCGGCAGUUAGACGCCGCACCACACUAACGCGGUCAUUCCCCUACAUUCUAUGUUGUUGCAACAUUGUAUAAACAAAUCGUUUUUUAUUUAUAUAUUAUUAUUUUAUUAUGCAGUUUUUAAAUUUGUAUUAUAACGAUCUCAGUAUGGAAUUCAUAUGGUAUUUUUUAUGAGCACAGAUAACUUUACUUUUGACAUAUAGUUUUUUAAUCUAUGAACUUUUUUUAAAUUGUCACUUAAAAUUUUGAAACAAUUUUAUCAAUAAAUUAACCCCUAUUUGUUUAAGAUGACGUUAAUGUUAUAGGAAUGAGCGCGUUAUCAACAAUAUGACUCCACAAUGUGCGUAUUUCUUAAUAUUAAAUAUAUCGUGUACUCUUUGAAAACUAAAUCAUACCCAAAUCAGGUCACAAAGCUCUGAAUGUAACAUUUAUUUAUCCAUUGCAAUACCGUUAAUUGCCAAAUAAUUAUGCUCAAUAUUGGAUGUAUCCCAUUGGUUCGUGAAAUGUGCACAUUGUAACAAAUAUUUAUUAUCACCAAGCCUAACCUAGUGAUCAAAAUGUUUCUGUAGACUUGUUAACAAAAUUAUGCUUUAUGAGAGUUUAUAUUAUAUAGAGGUGGCACUGCGUUCGCGACUCGGGUUCCUAAUUCUUAUUGUAUGUGUACAGUCAAUGUCAAAGUUUUGUUGUUUUCUCCAUUGUGGCCGGUUCAUGUUAGUUUCAGAGUAAAUUCGAUUUAGAUAGUUUGAUGUUGAGUGUACACGUUGACAAAUGAAAACGUUUAUUACCAGUAGUGUCCAUCCUGUGAGUUUGUUUAGCUUAUGUAAUUUUGUUGUAAGUGACGCAAUCACCGAUCCUCACGUAGGGUAUAUAAUAUAUGAUGUACUAUAACGUAGCCUAUAUCGUUUCGAUUGCAAUCUUGUAAAAAUGUAUAUCGCCGGACGUCGAGACAGGUAAAGCACAAAGUCCCACGAAUUAUUCCUUCAAAUUUUGUUUCGUGCAUAUUAGUUACAUAUAGUUGCAAUAUACGAACAAUAAUAAUUUUAAUGAAAUGAACUUGUUUACGUUUUAGGUAGGUCGCAUUCAAUUAUUAACGUGUAAGUGAAAGUGUAUAAAUAUCUCGAUAGUUUGUUUCGUAGACGAGUGACUUGGAUCAAUAUGGCCUUAUUUACCGAGAAACUUCUAUGAUUCCGGUCUCUUGAAAUCUGCUAGUGUCGCUAGAUUAGGCCUCGGUACGUCGUAUCGAUGUUCGAAGUGCAAUUCGAUAUUCCAUUUCGCAUUUGUUCCCCGACAUAGAGCUGUAUCGUUGAACUUUAAUGAAAUUUUAUUACACUAAUCGAACGUAGCGUCAUAGAUUCUGGACACGUUUUUAUAUUAUUAUUAUUAUGGUGAUGUUUUGCACUGGAAUAUAGAUUGCUCAAUGACAUCAUUCGUAAUGUUCAUUCAAACUUCUGAAAUGUAGGUAUUUAAAAGUUUCUACACAUCUGGGUUUGGCGUAGGUCACCUUUGUUCGUUAUAAACAUUAUCCCAUUUACGUUUUGGAUUAUUAAGUUUGAACAGCAAUAAAAUAUAUACAGAAGUAAUAUCCCACCUGACGAAGAUGACCCUAAUGGUAAAUCUAGUUGUGUAGAGCUUCUAGAAAUAGGUGAAAAUGUGUUUGAAGAUUGUGGUGUCAAUAACGACUCAUGGACUGAACGUUUAGGUUUAAAUUAUCGUCCGGGUGUCGAAGGAUUGUAUAAAACUAAGUCAUAUUUUAAACAACACGCCGACAAAUAUAUAAUUAUAUUAUAUCAUGACAGAUUGAACAGGUCCUGAGUGGAAAGCGAUGAGCAUGUAGAAACAAUUUAAACUAUUUAAAAUAAUAUUAUUAUGUAGCUAACUUGAAUUUUAUGUAAUUUUUAUUUGCAAGAUGUAUUAUUUAUGUAUUAUAAUGUAAGUUAAAUGUUGCUUUAAAGUUAUCGCUUACGAUUCGACGAUUGUUUUUACUGUCAGUUUUAUGCGAGAUUAUGUAAACUGCGGAUACUAAAGUUAUUUGUGAAUAUGUAAUUAAUCUUGUGAUCUAAAAUCCGUUUAUACUGUAUUUUUUAUUUUCUAGAUUAAACAAAACAUCUUAAUGCAGGAAA
Molecule: messenger RNA, 3167 nt
Organism: Colias croceus (clouded yellow)
Lineage: Eukaryota; Metazoa; Arthropoda; Insecta; Lepidoptera; Pieridae
Gene: Arpc2
Product: actin-related protein 2/3 complex subunit 2
Exons: 9
Coding region: 129-1040 (303 amino acids)
Biological process (GO): actin filament polymerization; Arp2/3 complex-mediated actin nucleation
Cellular component (GO): Arp2/3 protein complex; actin cytoskeleton
Molecular function (GO): actin filament binding; structural constituent of cytoskeleton
Source: RefSeq, a predicted model, not a curated record